AUGGCGAACUGUGCGGUUUACGUGCUGUGUCUGCUUUUUGCAGUCACUUAUGUACAGGCCGACUCCUGGGAGACGCUGUUGCUGGGUAACCUGACGGCGGACCAUGAGCCCGAGGCCCGCCCGGUGCUGAACCACUCCCAUCCCGUCUCCGUCACCAUAGACGUGGCGCUGGCACAGAUCAUCUCUGUGGACUCAAGAAAUCAGCAGCUUCUAACAAGCUUGUGGAUUCGAAUGUACUGGACAGAUGAGUUGAUGAGGUGGACGCCGUCAGACUGGGGCGGGACGUCUGCCAUCAGAGUCAGCAGUGAGAAGAUAUGGCGGCCUGAUAUACUGGUGUACAACAGCCUGCUGCCCUACGGCAGUAACUUCGAGGACUCGGAGGCGACGAUCUACUCAGACGGGAGCGUGGCCUGGCUGUUCCCGCUCACCAUGCUGUCCACCUGCUCCAUUGACGUGUCCUACUUCCCGUACGACGAACAGACAUGCAACCUGCAGUUCGGCUCCUGGUCGUUUGACGGCCUUAGAGUCGACAUAACAAACAAGUCAGCUACUGGAGACACCGGCAGCUACAAGGUCAACGAGGAAUGGGAGCUGAUCAGCUUCAAUGCCCGUCGCGCGGUGUUCCUGUACGACUGCUGCCCGGAGCCGUACCCUAGCGUCACGUACAGCGCCUUCCUCAGGAGGAGGUCUCUCUUCUACAACGUCAACGUCAUCGCGCCGUGUUUCCUCUUCGUACUGGUCAGCUUGUUCGGCUUCUGGGUGCCGGCUGCGUGCGGUGAGAAACUGUCCCUGGGUGUGACGGUGUUACUGGCGCUGGUGGUGUUCAUGCAGGUGGUGAACCAGAGUCUCCCCAUCACCUCCCGAUCCGUGCCGUAUGUCGGCCAGUUUUUCGGCGCCACCAUCGUGAUCGUCGCCAUCUCCGUGUCCUUCUCGGCGUUCGGAAUCAUGUUCCACUUCCACGAGCUGAACCUGAAGAAACCGCCGCCGUGGCUCAAGACCAUUCUCUUUGUGCCGGGGUACAGAAUAUGGCAGCGCUGUUGUUCCAAUAAGAAGAGUGUGGACAUCAAGGAGGAAAGACCGGACUCGGUGGAGUCGGAUAUCGCAGUGGAGAACUUUGACGAGCUGACAGCGGACCGAAAAUCCUUCAUGGCCGGUCACGUGAUGACUCACAUGUCCAAGAUUGACAAGAACUUGCAGGCCAUUAAGGACACAGCUGAUGAGAACCAGGCUCAGGAGAGUCUUCAGGAGGAGUGGAGGUUCCUGUCCGCCCAGCUGGACAGGGUGCUGAUGGUGUCCAUCCUGCUGGUGUACCUCAUUGUGUCCGCCUCCAUGUUCCUGUCCCUGCCGCCAGGGCUGCUGCGUUAGGCGCCGGGAUGGUUGGGCUAGGCACAGGGACUGUUGGGUUAGGCUAGGCGCCUGGACAGUUGAGUUAGACGCGGGGACUGUUAUAUUGCUGUGUUAGGC
Messenger RNA from Branchiostoma belcheri (Belcher's lancelet), 1464 nucleotides. RefSeq names its product neuronal acetylcholine receptor subunit alpha-3-like. The record is from RefSeq and is a predicted model, not a curated record. Gene Ontology annotation, molecular function: acetylcholine binding; acetylcholine receptor activity; acetylcholine-gated monoatomic cation-selective channel activity. Bases 1 to 1365 code for a protein of 454 amino acids. Gene Ontology annotation, cellular component: synapse; neuron projection; postsynaptic membrane. Gene Ontology annotation, biological process: nervous system process; synaptic transmission, cholinergic; regulation of membrane potential. The transcript is spliced from 12 exons. Lineage: Eukaryota; Metazoa; Chordata; Leptocardii; Amphioxiformes; Branchiostomatidae.